Neogale vison (American mink) is the source of this 4966-nucleotide messenger RNA. RefSeq names its product nucleolar complex associated 4 homolog (gene NOC4L). The coding region runs from base 39 to 1589 and encodes 516 amino acids. NCBI's taxonomy places the organism in Eukaryota, Metazoa, Chordata, Mammalia, Carnivora, Mustelidae. Gene Ontology annotation, cellular component: nucleolus; small-subunit processome; Noc4p-Nop14p complex. The transcript has 15 exons. Gene Ontology annotation, biological process: ribosome biogenesis. The record is from RefSeq and is a predicted model, not a curated record.
UUCGGGUUCCUGUCGCGUGCGGCGGCGGAGGCGGCGGCAUGGAGCGGGACUCCGGCCCUGAGGGCGUGCGCCGGGCGCUGGGCCGCCUGCUGGAGGCGGUGCUGGCGAGCCGCGGCGAGGCCAACGCGGUGUUCGACAUCCUGGCGGUGCUGCAGUCCGAGGAUCACGAGGAGACCCAGGAGGCGGUGCGCGCGUGCAGCCGUCUUUUCGGGGCCCUGCUGGAGCGGGGAGAGCUGUUUGUGGGUCCGCUGCCCUCCGAGGACUCAGUCAUGGCAGGCUCUCAGGGAGCUACACGCAAGUACAAGGUUUGGAUGCGGCAUCGCUACCGCAGCUGCCUCAACCGCCUCCAGGAGCUCCUGGUUCACUCCUCCUUCGAGGUCAAGGAGCUGGCUCUCAGCACACUCAUGAAGUUUGUGCAGCUGGAAGGAGCUCACCCCCUGGAGAAACCGAAGUGGGACGGCUACUACCUGUUCCCUCGCCAGCUCUUCAAGGCGGUGGUAGAAGGUCUGCUCUCUCUGGAGGAUGACUGCUCACUGCUCCUGGCCCGGUUCCGGGAGUACCUGGAGCAUGACGACAUCCGCUACCACACGAUGCAGGCCGCCACGGACACUGUGGGCCGUGUCACUGACAGGCACCCAGAGGUGCCGCUCACAUUCUGGAACAACGCCUUCACGCUGUUGUCGUCUGUGAGUCUCCCCAGCCAGGAGCGUGGGAUCUCCAGCUUCUACGUGAAGCACGGGGAGCUGCCGCGCACAUGGAAGGUCGUUCAUCUGAAGGAACACAGGAAGGCUUUCCAGGGGAUGUGGCUCGGCUUUCUCAAACAUAAGCUGCCCCUCAGUCUCUGCAAGAAGGUGCUGGUAGUCCUACACGACUCCAUCCUGCCACACCUGGCCCAGCCCAGCCUCAUGAUCGACUUCCUUACCCGUGCCUACGACGUGGGGGGAGCCAUUAGUCUUUUGGCCUUGAAUGGACUUUUCAUCCUGAUUCAUCAGCACAACCUCGAGUACCCCGAUUUCUACCGGAAGCUCUACGGUCUCCUGGACCCGUCCGUCUUUCACGUGAAGUACCGGGCCCGGUUUUUCCACUUGGCCGAUCUCUUCCUGUCGUCCUCCCAUCUGCCCGCCUAUCUGGUGGCUGCCUUCGCUAAGCGCUUGUCCCGCCUGGCCCUAACGGCGCCCCCUGAGGCCCUGCUCAUGGUCCUGCCCUUCAUCUGCAACCUGCUGCGCCGGCACCCUGCCUGCCGCGUCCUCGUGCACCGCCCCCUGGGCUCUGAGCUGGAUGCUGACCCCUAUGACCCCGAAGAGGAGGACCCUGCCAAGAGCCAAGCUCUGGAGAGUUCGCUGUGGGAGCUGCAGGCUCUCCAGCGGCAUUACCACCCUGAGGUGUCCCAGGCUGCCAGCGUCAUCAACCAGGCGCUGUCUGUGCCCGAGGUCAGCAUUGCCCCGCUGCUGGAGCUCACAGCAUUCGACGUGUUCGAGCGGGACCUGAAGAAGAAGGGCCAGGGGUCCGUACCGCUGGAGUUCAUCCCCGCUCAGGGUCUGCUGGGCCGGCAGGACGACUUCUGCGCGCAGCACUUCACACUCAGCUGACCCCGUGGCCUCCCCACCCCCCGCCCCAUCAGUGGUUUCGUGGGAGAGCCAACAGGGUGGACUGUGGGCAGUGAGGGGUCUGGGGAGGCGCUGAACCUGUCUCCUGGCUCCUGUGGCGGCCGUGUCCACGGGCCGAUGUCGAUGCCACAGUGCCGGCCUGCUGUGUGCCCCGGCAGCUCCCUCUCCCCGCUGCCACUGGAAGGUGUUGUCCAGGGGCCUCUCCCUUCACCAAAGCCUUUUGGGGGGCAGGCUGGGUGCUGGGGGGGGAUGGGCCUACAGAAGUGGCUUCUGCCAGCCCUGCCAGCUUUCCUGGGCACCCCAGACUCCUUGGGACCCCUUGUAUCCUGGAAGGGUCUGGGUCAGGAAAGGUCCUCUGCCUUUCCACUGGAGUUGGACUUUGUGACCCAGGAGCGACAGUGAGGGAUCUCUGUCCUGCUUAGUCUUGGGGCGCACAGGGAGCGCUCAUGCCCGUUCCUGGCCAGGUCCUGAGGAGGACCCCUUUGUCCCCUGAUCCCCGGGUCCCAGGGUGUGUGUCCCCCAUCAGAGGGAGUUACAGCUGAAGGCCGCUUACCGUUCCAUCCUGUCCCCCAGCAGAGUGGGUGCCGGCAGCCAUGGGCCAGCCAAUUAUUUUGGUCCGGUGUGUUCCUUUGAGGCCCCAUUUUUGUCAGGCGAGCCUGUUUGAAUGCAGGUUCCUCUGGAAAACCCGCUUGUCUGGGGACGGAGGAAUUCCGGUGUGACAGCAGCUUGUGUGAGCUAUGGGGCCUGGCGGAGGCACAGGUGGGGGUGGGAGACCCUGGUUGCCUGCAGCUUCCUGUCUGAGUUCCCGGCACAGCCCCUCCCCACAGGAGCGCCCUGGGGUCACAGUGGGCCAUUGUUUGGCCGGGUUGGCCUCUAGGGAGCUGCUCCGGUGGCCGAGGACCUGGUGUGCCUGGUGUGGGCUUUGAGGGGGUGGUGAAGGGGUGCUUCACCUCUGUAUAGGGUUGUGCAAGUUAGGGACGUUAGCACUCCUGUCUCCAGCUGUACUGCAGGGCUCCGUUCUAGGCUGGUUCCUGCCGCAGGGCCUUUGCUCUGCUGUUUUCACAGCUGUCCCUUGCAUUGCCCCUGCUCUUCAGACCUCGGGCUGAGUGGGGCCUUGGGGAGGGUCCACUUUGUGUAAUGGCUUUAUGCGUCCCAUGUAGCAUGCACUGCAUCGUCAUGGCCCUACUGUCCUGCAGUAGUCCAUGGACUGUCCCCGCCAGCCUGCACCAGGACUGAGGGAGGUUCGUUACUGACCUGCUCCUUGCCUUAGCCCUGGGGCCCAGGACUUGCCUGACACAGAGGAGGGGCUCAUGCGCAUUGUGGGGGACUGUCCUGAGGCUCCUGGCUACCAGAUGUCCUGCCUGAGCUUCCAUGUGCGGACACUAGGGGGGCGCUGAGGGCUCACUGAUUAAGAAACGCCAUGGACUUUUAAAUUAUAAAAGGCUUAAGCAGGUUUUCUUGUCUGUCCCCCCCCACACCCCCCAAUUCAGCAUCGUGUGUUCUGUGUAGACCACCUCGUUUUGGGAGGUUUGGGGACUCCCACCACCUGGACAAAAGCCGCUGUGCCCCUGACCGCUGGGGCUGGGCAGCUGCACUUGGGCACAUUUGGUAUUAGGCUGGUGUUUCUUUUUUAUUUUACUUUAGCUUUUCAAAAGAUUUUAUUUGUCGAAUGAGUGAGCAGGAGGGGGGAGGGGCAGAGAGAGAAAGAGAGGCCAGCAGACUCCUUGCUGAGCUUAGAGCCUGACCAGGGUUGCGGGGAGGGGUGGUGCUGGAUCCCAAAACCCUGAGAUCAUGACCUGAGCUGAAACCGAGUCAGGUGCUCAACGCACCGAGCCAUCCAGGCCCCCAGGCUGGCCUUUCUCCACCUCUAGCCCUGGGUGGUUGCCCCUGGGGAGCUUGGCUGAGUGGAUGCAGGGCAGGGGCAGUUGCACCGGGGUGGCCAGGACAGCCUCUCAGGCUUCUGGGCUGGGACCCUGAGCACCUGACCGAUGUCGGGGCUCUUGGUCCGGGGAUGUUCGAGCUGGAAUGGUCAGGGAUCUGAGUGACAGUGCUGGACUGAGGCCUGGCGGUCACUGUCCUGGGAGUCUACACAUCCUGAGGAGGUCAGGCGGCAUUGUGUCUGCACGGAGGGCCCCUUCACUGGUCCCGGCAGCUCCUGGGCCGUGCCACCUGCUCUUCCAGGGCCUCCUUACUUUCCGGGGCAGCUUGUGGCCGUCCCUGCGGGGGCAGCUGCCCACCCCACAUGCAGCGCGCAUGUCAGUGGUCUGAGUACUACCUGUUUCUGCUGGGACCGUGUCGGCGCCCAGUGCCCAGGACGGUGCUGGUGUCCUGCAGCGGAUCUCGGGCUGGCCUUCCGGGGCUGGUCUGAGUUGCUGUGGGUUCUCCUCUGGUGUGGAGGCCUCUCCCUGUUGGGGCUUGUACCAUGCUGAUCACGAGUCCAUGAGCACCUUGGGGACCGAGAGGCCAGGGCCGGGCUGCUUCAGGCUGUGCCCUCAAUAGCCCAACAAGGUUUUCCCGCAAACCAGUUGCUGGUUCGCUAAUUAAAACAUGGUUCUGGGUUCAUUUAUCACUUCAAUUACAGAAGCAACAUAAAGCUGAUUUUAAGACUUUCAGUGGAAAGUGCACGGGAAGAUGGGGAGGUGCCAACCCAGGGUCCAGCUGCUCUGGCGGGACCCGCGGUUCCCAGCCUUGGUGCCUGACUCUAACACCUGCUGCUCAUCCCUUCCAGCGCCCACACUGCCGUCCUGGGUGGUCUGGAGCAGCCGCUCACACCCCACCCCACUGGCUCCUGGGAGUGCCCGCGGUGGGCCUGCACAGGCCGUGCUCUCUGGUGCCUCUACCUGGCCACCCAGCCCACAGCCCUACCUCACUGCCUGUCCCCGCUUCGUUUGCCGCUGGGGAUGUUGUCACACCCUAGCUCGAGUGGGAGCUUUUAAGAAGCACGUUAUAUUUUCUAAGGUUUUGUUCAUUUAUAGCAGAGGGAUAACAAGAGGGGACACAAGCACAGGGGAGCUGGAGAGGGAGGGGAGAAGCGGGCCCCCCGCCAAGCAGGGAGCCUAGCACAGGUCUCCCUCCCAGGACCCUGGGACCGUGACCUGAGCCGAAGCAGACACUUAAUGACCGAGCCGCCCAGGCUGCCCAAAAGACCACCUUUUUUGGAGGGGCUCCUGAAUGACUCUGGGCCCAGCGUCCCGCUCUCCGUCUCAGCUCAGGUUGUGAGAUCGUGCUCUGCGGUGUCUGCUGGAGGCUCUCUUCCCCUGCCCGUCUCUGCACGUGCUCUCUCUGAAAUUAAAUAAGCAAAUCUUUAACAACCGGUUUUGGAAUUUCAGAUACACUAUUAAAGUAUGCUCUAUGCAAUA